Messenger RNA from Megalops cyprinoides (Indo-Pacific tarpon), 438 nucleotides. Its product is annotated as 60S ribosomal protein L37a. NCBI's taxonomy places the organism in Eukaryota, Metazoa, Chordata, Actinopteri, Elopiformes, Megalopidae. The transcript is spliced from 4 exons. The record is from RefSeq and is a predicted model, not a curated record. The coding region runs from base 72 to 350 and encodes 92 amino acids. Gene Ontology annotation, molecular function: structural constituent of ribosome. Gene Ontology annotation, biological process: translation. Gene Ontology annotation, cellular component: ribosome.
CGCUCGUCGGGGGUAAACUGCGCCUGCGCACAACGUUGACCCUCUUUUAGCCCUACGCCUCUUCUGUAGUAAUGGCUAAGCGCACCAAGAAGGUGGGGAUUGUGGGCAAGUAUGGCACCCGUUACGGGGCCUCCCUGAGGAAGAUGGUGAAGAAGAUCGAGAUCAGCCAGCACGCUAAGUACACCUGCUCCUUCUGCGGAAAGACCAAGAUGAAGAGAAGGGCUGUUGGCAUUUGGCACUGUGGGUCCUGCAUGAAGACAGUUGCUGGGGGCGCCUGGACAUACAACACAACAUCUGCAGUCACAGUGAAAUCUGCCAUCAGGAGACUGAAGGAGAUGAAGGACCAGUAAACACCAAGCUCCUUUUUUGUACAGUUAUUUUCGGUGACUCAAAUUGGCAAUUUUUCUUGAACAUCCUGCAAUAAAGUGUCUGAGCGAG